GCCCGCCCCGCCGUCGAUAUAAUCGCGCGGGAGACGUGGCCCCGCCAUGCCCGUCCGUUUCGGGGAUCCCACAGCGCCUGGAUCUCGCGACGCCGCGGCCAUAAUCCCCCCCGAGCGCCUCGCCCGCGCGCGAUUCGACGAUGCCAGCUUCCAGGAGUACCACGCGCUCGCCUGCUGCGUCAAAUCGUGCUCCAAGGCCAAGGAUCUGGCCGAGGCGGUGGCGAUCCACGGCCGGAUCAAGGCCUCCAGCUACGCCGCCGAUCGCUACCUCAAGAACCUGCUCAUGGACAUGUACAGCAAAUGCGGCAGCCUGGAGCACGUCCGAUCGGUGUUCCAGAGCCUGGACCGCGGCGAUCGCAACGCAUUCUCGUGGAACAUCAUGGUGUCCGCGCUGGGGAGGAACGGGCAUCUGGAGGAGGCGCGCAAAAUGUACGAGGAGAUGCCCGAGAAGAGCACGGUGGGCGCCAACGCGAUGAUCAACGCCUACGCCAAGGGCGGGCAUCUCGCGGAAGCCCUAGACGUCUUCGCCAAGAUCCCCAAGAAGGACGUGGUCUCGUGGACGAGCAUCGUCACCGCAUAUGCCGAGAACGGGCAUAUUCUCGAGGCCCGGCGGAUAUUCGACAAGAUGCCCGAUAAGAACGUCGUCUCGUGGACGGCCAUGAUCACCGGCUACAUCGAGAAUGGCUGCCUGGGCGAGGCGCGCCGCCUCUUCGACGCCAUGCCCGUACGGAAUAUCUCCUCGUGGAACAACAUGGUCAAGGGAUAUGCCAUGUACGGGCAUACGGAGGAUGCCCGCGCGGUGUUUGACGACAUGCCGCAGAAGAACGUCAUCUCCUGGACGUGCAUGGUGACGGCGUACGCCCAGAAGGGGAAUCUCCGCGAGGCACGGGGUAUUUUCGAUGCCAUGCCCGACAAGAAUGUCGUGUCGUGGAACGCGAUGAUCACGGCAUAUGCCCAGUGCGGGUAUCUGGGGGAGGCAAAGCGGAUAUUCGACGCGAUGCCCAAGAGGGACCCGGUGACCUGGACGGCGAUGGUCACGGCAUUUGCCCAGCACGGGGAUAUUCUCCAGGCGAGGGCGCUCUUCGAAAAGAUGCCGCAGAAGGUUCUCGUGUCGUACAACGCCAUGGUGGCGGCAUACGCCCAGAAUGGUGACGUGGACGAGUCCCGGCGGCUGUUCGACGCCAUGGAGCAGCGCAACGUCGCGAGCUGGAACGCGAUGAUCUCCGGCUACGUGAAGAACGGCCGGGGGUGGGAUGCCCUAGAGAUCUUCAAGCUCAUGGAUCUCACGGGUAUGCAUCCCAACGACAUCACUUUCAUGAGCGCAAUCGAUGCCUGCGCGGACCUCCAGGCGCUGCUCGAGGGCCAGAUCCUCCACGCGGAGAUCACGGCCAGCGGUACGGAGCCCGACGCGUACCUCCGCAAUGCGCUGCUUCACAUGUACGGCCGCUGCGGCAGCCUCGCCAUGGCCGAGUCGCUCUUCGACGAUAUGCCCGACCGGGAUCGCUGGUCGUGGAAUGUGAUGAUCUCCUCGUAUGCCCACGGCGGGCAUACCAGGAGAUCGCUCGCGUUCUUCGCGGAGAUGGCGCUGGAUGGGAUCACGCCCGAUGGAGUGACGUUCGUGGCCGUGCUGGGGGCUUGCAGCCACGCCGGGCGCGUCGAUCUGGGUUGCCACUACUUCGUCUCGAUGAGCACGGAUUACUCCAUGGCGAGGGACGUGGAUCACGACCUCUAUGUGUGUCUGAUCGAUGUUCUUGGGCGGUCCGGGUGGAUCAAGGAGGCCGAGGAUUUGAUCGCAAACAUGCCCUUCCAGCCCGAUUCCGUGGCGUGGGCGACGCUCCUGGGCGGGUAUAGGAACUAUGGGAGUCUUGGGAGAGGGGCGCAGCAGGCCGCGCAGUGUGUCUUUCAGCUGGAUCCAGAGGACUCGGCGCCGUAUGUGUUGCUCCACAAUUUGUACAAAUCGGGUAGGAGGAGGCAAGAGGGCGAUGGCGAUUUCGAGCAAGCGAUGAAGCCCACCAUGGGGUAUUUCUGAGGAUCGAUCGAGCAAUUGAUCAAGAGAUGGAAGCACAAACCGAGAAUAUCCGAAAUAUCCAAGAACAUUUUUGGCGCCAAGCAUGGAUCGUAGCCGACUGCGCGAGUUUCGGGUCUAAAUGCUAUGAUCGCGGAAGGCUCGAUCGUCUUGAAAGACCACCAAUUCCUGCAAGAGCUAUCGUUCGCCAAUUGAUCCGGAAUGCAAUUGGAUUUGGAUCAAGCGCCGCCGCCGCCGCCGCCGCUGCUGCUGCUGCUGCUGCUGCUCAUACUCACUGCAUCGAUUCCACACGCUUCUCGAGCGCCGAGCUUCGACUACGCCGACGCUCUGGACAAAUCCAUCCUAUUCUACGAGCAGCAGCGCUCGGGAGAGCUCCCCGAGGAUCAAAGAGCGACAUGGCGGGGGGAUUCCGCGCUCACCGAUGGACAAGAUGUCAAUGUUGUGAAAUCAAUCGAUCUUUCCUUGUAAAUUGACUGGCGAUCGCCCUGUUCUUCCAGGUCGAUCUCGUUGGAGGCUACUACGACGCUGGAAACAACGUGAAAUUUGGAUUCCCAGGGGCCUUCACGACCACAAUGUUGGCUUGGUCCGUCAUCGAGACCGGUCUGGAGCUCGAUUCCCUUGGCGAGCUUGGUUAUGCCAAGGAAGCCGUACGAUGGGGUGCCGACUAUAUAGCCAAGACGUACAGCGCGCCCAAUGUACUUUGGGCCCAGGUGAUUAAUUACCUUUCCCUAUGAUAAUGCGGCACGAAGCACUUUGUUCUUCCUUGUUCUUCGUCUAGGUCGGGGAUGCUCAAGCCGAUCAUGCGUGCUGGGAGAGGCCCGAGGAUAUGGACACGCCAAGAACGGCGUACAGGAUCGAUGCGGCGCAUCCAGGCUCGGAUCUUGCGGGGGAAUCGGCUGCGGCGCUCGCGGCGUCGUCGAUCGUCUUCCAGAUUACCGAUCCGGGGUAUUCCAGCGAGCUCCUCGCCAAGGCGCAAGAUGUAAGUUUGGGAUUUGGAUCGAUUUCGAGACCGAUGUCCGACGGAUUUUCUUUGGUAUAGAUUUUCCGGUUUGCA
This is a messenger RNA of Selaginella moellendorffii, 3080 nucleotides long. Its product is annotated as pentatricopeptide repeat-containing protein At4g02750. The coding region runs from base 47 to 2029 and encodes 660 amino acids. Gene Ontology annotation, molecular function: RNA binding; protein binding. Lineage: Eukaryota; Viridiplantae; Streptophyta; Lycopodiopsida; Selaginellales; Selaginellaceae. The record is from RefSeq and is a predicted model, not a curated record. Gene Ontology annotation, biological process: RNA modification. The transcript has a single exon.